This is a messenger RNA of Bipolaris maydis ATCC 48331, 1816 nucleotides long. Its product is annotated as general substrate transporter. Lineage: Eukaryota; Fungi; Ascomycota; Dothideomycetes; Pleosporales; Pleosporaceae. Gene Ontology annotation, cellular component: membrane. Gene Ontology annotation, molecular function: carbohydrate:proton symporter activity. The record is from RefSeq and is a predicted model, not a curated record. Gene Ontology annotation, biological process: carbohydrate transport; transmembrane transport.
GGUGUGGACAGCGAAGGAUAUAUAAGUCUCGCCGCGUGCCCGCGUUAGCUUUGUUGGUUGUUUCUUCUUUCAACUGCGCUUGUUCGAGACGGACGUCACGAUCAUGUAUCAGAUUGGGAAUAUCUACGGUAUCACGGCUAUUGCCGUUAUUGGUGGUGGGUUGUUUGGGUUUGAUAUUAGUUCUAUGAGCGCUAUUUUACCGACUCAACAAUAUCGUUGCUACUUCAAUCAAGGACCAUUGGGUCCGCCUUUCACAGGGCCCGAGGAUGCUUGCUCUGGACCUAAGGCUGAUGUGCAGGGUGGUAUCACCGCAUCUAUGCCUGGCGGCUCCUUUGUUGGUGCUCUCCUAUCUGGAUAUCUGACUGAUAAGUUGGGUCGUCGUCGCGCGAUCCAGAUCGGCUGCGUCAUCUGGGUCAUCGGAUCGAUAAUUUCUUGUGCCGCCCAGAACAUUGCCAUGCUCAUUGUCGGUCGCUUUAUCAACGGUCUCUCUGUCGGUAUCUGCUCUGCCCAAGUCCCCGUCUACAUAUCCGAGCUAGCGCCUCCGUCUCGACGUGGUCGCGUUGUCGGAAGUCAACAGUGGUCUAUCACUUGGGGAAUACUCUUGAUGUUCUACAUCUCCUACGGCUGCACUUUCUUGGAUGGACCCAAAGCCUUCCGUAUCCCAUGGGCCCUGCAGAUGGUCCCCGCCAUUCUCCUUGGUUUCGGUCUCAUCUUUCUCCCGGAAUCCCCACGUUGGCUUGCUCGUCACGACCGCUGGGAAGAGACCCAGGCUGUUCUUGUCCUGGUUCACGGCAAGGGCGAUCCCAACAGCCCGUUUGUCAAGCUCGAAAUGGAUGAGAUUCGCCAGGCGAUUGAAUUCGAACGCCAGAACGCCGAUGUCACUUUUAUGGAGUUGUUCAAGCCCAAUAUGAUUAACCGCCUUCAUAUUGGCAUCUUUACCCAGAUCUGGUCCCAACUUACGGGAAUGAACGUUAUGAUGUACUAUAUCACAUACGUGUUCGGUAUGGCAGGUCUCAGUUCUAACGCCAAUCUAAUCGCCAGCUCCAUUCAAUACGUCAUCAACGUAGUCAUGACUGUACCCGCCCUCCUCUUCAUGGACCGCUGGGGCCGCCGCCCCAUGUUUGUCAUUGGCGCCACACUCAUGAUGGCGUGGAUGUUUGCCAACGCCGGCCUCAUGGCCUCGUACGGCAAGCCCGCUCCCCCUGGUGGCCUUAAUAACAUUGCCGAACAAUCCUGGGAAAUUGGCGGUGCCCCAGCCAAAGCCGUAAUUGCCUGCACCUACCUCUUUGUCGCUUCCUACGCCCCUACCUGGGGUCCAGCAUCGUGGGUCUACCCCCCUGAAAUCUUCCCUCUCCGUAUCCGCGGCAAAGCCGUUGCGCUGUCGACCUCUGCAAACUGGAUCUUCAACUUUGCACUAUCCUACUUUGUUCCCCCAGCCUUUGUCAAUAUCCAGUGGAAGGUUUACCUCAUCUUUGGCUGCUUCUGCGCUGCAAUGGCCAUCCAUACGUUUUUGCUUUUCCCAGAGACGGCCGGGAAGACGCUAGAGGAUGUAGAGGAGAUGUUUAUGACGAAGACCCCUGCGUACAGAACGAGGGUUGAGUAUAGUUCUACGAGGAACGCGGAGAGGGGACGGUUUGGGGAGAAGGGGGCGGGGCUGGAGCAAAGUCCGGAGAGGGUGGAGAAUGCUGAGGUAAAGGUUUAGGGGGUGUGCGGAAAUUCGAGACUAGGAGGAUGUGGGAUGAGGAGGUGGAUGGUGCCCUAUGGUCGAGAUGACUUCGAGUCUGGCUGAUAAUACCCAAUCGUACUGUUUUAUAAA